CUGACUCCUGAUUUGUCCCUUUUGGGUUUGUUUUCUCCACCAGACAUAGCCGUGGUGGAGAUGACGGACGCCUUCCGCCAGCCCUCACUCUUCUACCACCUGGGAGUCCGGGAGAGCUUCAGCAUGGCCAACAACAUCAUCCUGUACUGCGACACAAACUCCGACUCGCUUCAGUCCCUGCAGGAGAUAAUCUGCCAGAAGAACACUACGUGUCCGGCUAACUACACCUUCAUCCCGUACAUGGUCACCCCCCACAACAAGGUGUACUGCUGUGAGAGCAGCCUGAUGAAGGGCCUCACCGAGCUCAUGCAGCCCAGCUUCGAGAUGCUGCUGGGCCCCAUCUGCAUGCCCCUGCUGGACCGCUUCGUCCAGCUGCUCAAAGUGUCGCAGGGCAACUCCCAUCAGUAUUUCCGUGAGACGAUUCUGAAUGAGAUCCGCAAAGCCCGGGAACUUUACUCUGGCGUGGAGCUGGCCGCCGAGCUGGGCCGAAUCCAGCAGCGGCUGGACAACGUGGAGUGCCUUUCAGUGGACGUCGUCAUCAACCUGCUCCUGACCUACCGAGACAUCCAGGGGUUGCACCGACAUUUAGAAGAGCGGCAGGGAAAGUGGGAAAAGAGGCGCUCACCAGCUUUUUCUCUGCACACUUUGAAGGAUUAUGAGUCCAUCGUGAAGCUGGUGGAGACCCUGGAGAAGCUGCCGACCUUUGACCCCAUGGCUCACCAACAUGUGAAGUUCCACUACGCCUUUGCACUGAACCGGAGGAACCUGGAGGGGGACAGACAGAAGGCCCUGGACAUAAUGCUGCCCCUGGUGGAGGGGGAUCAGCAGGUGGCGUCGGACAUCUACUGCCUGGUGGGCCGGAUCUAUAAGGACACGUUCCUGGAGUCCCACUUCACAGACGCACAGAGCAGAGACAGCAGCACACUUUGGUUUAAAAAGGGCUUCGAGUCCGAGCCAACACUACACUCUGGAAUCAACUACGCCGUGCUCCUGCUGGCAGCCGGACACCAGUUCGACACGUCUUUCGAGCUCCGCAAAGUGGGAGUUAAGCUGAGCAGCCUGCUGGGUAAAAAGGGCAGCCUGGACAAACUGCAGAGCUACUGGGAUGUGGGCUUCUUCUUGGGGGCGAGCAUACUGGCCUGUGACAACACCCGGGUCAUCCAGGCUUCGGAGAAACUCUUCAAACUCAAAGCCCCCAUCUGGUAUUUGCGCUUGGUGGUAGAAACAAUAUUAAUCUACCAGCACUUCAAGAAGCCCAGCACGGAGCCCCCGGCGCCCAAACAGGAACUGGUGGACUUCUGGAUGGACUUCUUAGUGGAGGCGACUAAAAAAGACGUCUCCUCUGUUCGUUUCCCCGUGUUGAUCUUGGAGCCUACUAAAGUCUACCAGCCUUCGUAUUUGUCCAUAAACAAAGACGUGGAUGACAACACGGUGUCCAUCUGGCAUGUUGCUCCUGAUGACAAGAACAAGGGGAUACACGAGUGGAACUUCAGUGCCACGUCUGUCCGGGGUGUCAGCAUCUCCAAGUUUGAUGAGCGCAGUGCCUUUCUCUACGUCCUUCAUAAUGCAGAAGACUUCCAGAUCUAUUUCUGCACGGAGAUGCACUGUAAAAGAUUCUGUGAUUUGGUCAACAGCAUAACAGAGGAAGCCUGGAAAAGCCCAGAAGAAGGAGAUUGUGACACUGAUGCCUUAGAGUACGACUACGAGUACGACGAACAUGGGGAGAGGGUGAUUCUGGGAAAGGGCACGUUUGGAGUGGUGUACGCGGGCCGAGACCUCAGCAACCAGGUCCGGCUGGCCAUCAAAGAAAUACCAGAACGAGAUAGCAGAUACUCUCAGCCACUCCACGAGGAAAUCGCCCUCCACAAGCACUUGAAACACAAGAAUAUCGUCCAGUACCUGGGCUCAAUCAGCGAGAAUGGCUUCAUCAAGAUCUUCAUGGAGCAGGUGCCUGGAGGAAGUCUGUCUGCGCUGCUCAGGUCCAAGUGGGGCCCCCUGAAAAACAACGAGCCCACCAUCGGCUUCUACACGCGGCAGAUCCUGGAGGGACUCAAGUACCUGCACGACAACCAGAUAGCACACAGAGACAUUAAGGGUGACAACGUCCUCAUUAACACCUACAGCGGCGUGUUGAAGAUAUCAGAUUUUGGCACGUCCAAACGGCUGGCUGGGAUCAACCCCUGCACUGAAACCUUCACAGGCACAUUGCAAUACAUGGCUCCUGAAAUUAUUGACAAGGGUCCUCGGGGAUACGGCCGACCAGCGGACAUCUGGUCCCUGGGCUGCACCAUCAUAGAGAUGGCAACUGGUAAACCACCUUUCUAUGAACUUGGAGAACCACAAGCUGCCAUGUUCAAGGUUGGUAUGUUUAAGAUCCAUCCGGAGAUUCCUGAUUCCAUGUCGCCGGAGGCCAAAAUCUUCAUCCUGCGCUGCUUCGAGCCGGAUCCAGACCGGCGCGCCACGGCCCUGGACCUGCUCACCGACGAGUUCCUCACCGUCACCAGCCGCAAGAAGAAGAGCAAGACCAGCUUCACCGCUCUGUCCCCAGGGUCAGAGUAUCUGCGCAGCAUCUCUCUGCCGGUGCCGGUGGUGGUGGAGGACACCAGCAGCAGCAGCGAGUACGGCUCCGUCUCCCCUGACAACGACCUCAACACCAACCCCUUCAUCUUCAAGCCCAGCGUCAAGUGCUACAGCGAGAGAGAUGUCAAGGGGCCCAGGUCCCUUUUCCUCAGCAUCCCGGUGGAAAACUUCGAGGAUCACAGCGCCCCUCCGUCUCCUGAUGAGAAAGACUCGGGCUUCUUUAUGCUUCGGAAAGACAGCGAGCGGCGAGCCACUCUGCACCGCAUCAUGACCGAAGACCAGGACAAGGUGGUGGGCAACCUGAUGGAGGCCCUCACACAGGGCUCGGAGGAGAUGAAGCUGAAACCUCAGCACAUCUCCACCCUCGUGGCGAGUCUGGCCGACUUCGUGCGGAUGGCGGACAGGAAGAUCGUGGCCAACACUCUGUCGCAGCUCAAGCUGGAGCUGGACUUCGACAGCACCGCCAUCAGUCAGCUGCAGGUCAUGCUGUUCAGCUUCCAAGAUGCUGUGAACAAAGUGCUGCGAAACCACAACAUUAAGCCUCACUGGAUGUUCGCGCUGGACAACAUCAUUCGCAAAGCUGUGCAGACGGCCAUCACCAUCCUUGUGCCAGAGCUGAGGCCUCACUUCAGCCUGACCUCAGAAAGCGACCCGGCUGACCAUCAGGACGUGGACGAUGACGACGGCGAGCAAGGACGGAGCUCCGCCCACCAGAGCCGGGCGCCCGCCGUCGCGGCUCAUGACGACACGGUGGUCACCUCGGGGGUCAGCACGCUCAGCUCCACCGUGCUGCUGGAGGAGUUGCUGGAGAGGGAAAGAGAGUAUCAGGCCAUCCUGCAACAAGUGCUGGAGGAGAGACAACAAGAAAUCCGGCUGCUGAGGAUGCGAUCUGAGCCUCCAGAUCAACCGGCAUCAGCAGAUGGGCUGCAGGGACAGAGGAGUCAUUCUGCAGAGAGACAUGAAGACCCAGAGCUGAGCAACUGGCUGAGGCUCUACGGGGCUGAUCAAGACUCCAUAGACAGGAUUCUGAAUGAGGCCUACACCUUGGAGAACAUCCUCCACGAUGUAACAAGAGAUGAUCUGAAGAGUCUGAGACUGAGAGGUGGGGUCUUAUGUAAGUUAUGGAAGGCCAUCACAGACUACAGGCAGAAGCCAGCCUGAGAAAACGGCCUGAGGUCGAAACCAACAACACAGCAUUCUCCUCGGACCUCAGUAUUUAUAGGGACAAGACUUUUCUGCAAAGAUCCCGGGCUCACUUUGAGUGCAGGACAGGUUUCCUACCACAGAAGAAUCCCCUGAAGUAUUUCAGAAUUUUAAAACAAGGGUUUUAGAUUUUAGGUCAUUUGCAAAACCACAAUUGCUAAGAAGUGCCACUCGUUUUGUUAUGCCUGAGGGACACGGCACAGCUUUUGUUACGUGUGUGAUUAAAAUGACAUUAAAGGGCAUAAACUAUUCUGAAAACUUGUGUCUUUACAAAAUGUAAUGUUUACAAAACUGGAGACUGACCGUUUUCUAAUACAAGCCUGAGAUACAAAAUACUACAUUUGACAUCAUCUAUAUUCAUAUUUUUAUCAUAGGAGCUCAUCACUACUUUAUUUAAUAUAUUUUAAUUUAAUUCUUAUUAAAUCUGAACGAUGUGGGGCAUGCCCUCAUUUUGUUUCAUCAUUAAAACUGAGACUUAUUUAAAAGUUAAUGUUUUUUUCCACAUUUUCCUUUGUUAUAAAUCAUGAAGCAGAGUUAUUGCUAAGACUAUUUUAUUGUAAAUAUUGUGAUUUAAAAUUUUAUGUGAUUGAUAUUUACGGUCGCGUGAAAAAGAAAAGACAUUGUCUUUUACGCUAAAGGUUUGAUGUAUCAGGACAUCAUGAAGAAGAAUCCUGACCAGGUUUUAGGAUUCCAAACAGCCUUAAAUUCCAGCGUUUUUUUUUUUUUUUUUAACAAAAGCAAAGCCAAAAUGCGAAGCAGUGUGUGAGAAAUUCCGCCCUCAACAAUGAGAGACCAAUAAGGUCAUCCGGAAAAUGAUUCCUUGAAAUGAUUGUGGUUCUACAAGCUGUUGGAUCAUGAUCACACAACACUACCUGCAUUUGGUUUUUGUUGUCAGGUGUCAUACAUUGUUCAUCUGAGGUUAUAUUGACUUAAUAUUAAGAUGUGAUAAGGACCAGAUCAUUUUUAUUAUGUCCUAAUGCCUCAAACUUUGGGUUGUGCAUUCAUUUUCACGUGAUUAGAUGUCCCGAAGUACUUUAAAGAAGACAUCGCUACGCAAAGCUAUAUCUCCACGUGGAUUGGACCAAGUCUAUUAUGAACACAUGUGAAAAAAUUAUUGUACAUUAUUGUGUUUUCUAGUGUUACAAAUCAUAGAAGAUGAUAUUUAGUUGGUGAUGAAUAUUGCAUCGGCAUACCAUUUGUUUUACUGUUGUACACUGACAAAAUCGUGUUUAUCUCCUCGUGAUCCUUCAGUCUGAUGUAAGUUGUACUGAGAAAUCUGAAAUGCAAACAAAUUUCUUUCUUUUUUCUUUUAACCAUGAUGUCAGCAAUGCUAAAACUAAUCGUAAGCAGUGUGUACAUUUUGUUUCAUAUCUGAAAUUAUUCAAGAUUUUGUGUCAUGUUAUUGAAAUAAAACGAAAAAAAUCAUCUUGAAGCUGUGAAAAAGUGGA
Molecule: messenger RNA, 5231 nt
Organism: Menidia menidia (Atlantic silverside)
Lineage: Eukaryota; Metazoa; Chordata; Actinopteri; Atheriniformes; Atherinopsidae
Source: the annotation of a GenBank genome assembly